Molecule: messenger RNA, 1114 nt
Organism: Strongylocentrotus purpuratus (purple sea urchin)
Lineage: Eukaryota; Metazoa; Echinodermata; Echinoidea; Camarodonta; Strongylocentrotidae
Product: chromatin target of PRMT1 protein-like
Exons: 2
Coding region: 120-1067 (315 amino acids)
Source: RefSeq, a predicted model, not a curated record
AUCUGCAGAUUGUUUACAGCAAAUGUUUGUUGUUUCUUGUCAGGGACGAUCAAAGGAUCUUUCACUCUGGCUUCGAGCCCGAAGAGCCAGAGGUCAAAGGUCGUGACCUUCCAUCUUGGAUGAACUCACCUGCCGCUCAAUCUGGUGAGGGCAAACCAUGCCAUAAGUGUGGAGGUUUGUAUCCUGCAUCUCGUAUGAACAUACACAUCUUGGAUUGCCGAGGGAAACGUGAUUCAACAUCAGUCAGCUCAUCACCAAGUCCUGCAACGCUCCUGAAACGCAGCGCCAACGCUCUAGUCCACGGACACCCUGGUGAUUCAUCCACUAAGAGACACAUUGGUGGAGCUGCUGGAGGAGUUACUACGGCGAUGGAUGGUGCAAUGGGGUAUGAGAUGGGGAUGGAUGGUAGGGAGGAAGAUGUGUGUACUCCAAGGAGAGGAGGGCGAGGGAGUAAGCGUGGUGCUACCGGUAGGACGGUCAGAGGGAGGGGUCGGAAUAACGAUGGUCAAUCAGGUUCUGCUUCCACCCCUGGACGAGGGAGUGGUCAGGGUAGGGCAAGAGGCCGGGGGAGGGGGAGAGGCAGAGGAGGUGCUAAAGCUGUGACAAAGAAAGGAAAGAUGCCUACUUCAGUAGAAUUUAUUGAUGCAUCCUUUAGUUCCGAUGAUGAAGAUGAUCGUGCCACGCCCUCAACCUCUGGUAGAGGAAGGGGGCAGAGAGGAGGGCGGGGUCAGCCCAGGGGUAGGGGAAGAGGAAGGGGUCGAGGAAGGAAUUCACCUUCUACUGACUUACCCAACCCAUGGACUAACUACUCCCCCACUAGAUCUGAUGUCACAGACGAUGAGCUAGACAUCUCACAUGAUCCCGAGCCACGGAUGACUUUUGACCUGGUCCCCUGUCCGAUAUGCAUGCAGAAGUUUCCUCAGUACAGUAUAGAGACCCAUGCUGCGUUCUGUGGGGAGUCUGGAGGGAUGCCCGGUGGGGGGCCUGGCGGGGUGGGGUUGGGAGGGUUUGGGGCGCUCGGUGGAGGCUUUCUAAGGGAUGUUGAAGCAGCUAUUUGGGUUGAUUGAUGAAUGUGAGCUAUCCUCAGAAUGGGGAAAGAGACAAGUUUGCAUCU